This is a messenger RNA of Babesia bigemina, 480 nucleotides long. RefSeq lists its product as hypothetical. The transcript has 2 exons. Lineage: Eukaryota; Apicomplexa; Aconoidasida; Piroplasmida; Babesiidae. Bases 1 to 480 code for a protein of 159 amino acids. The record is from RefSeq and is a predicted model, not a curated record.
AUGUCGCGCUCAACGAACUCGCUAAUCGCCGAGCAGUGUUACCUGAUCAAUCGUGACACACCGCGACCGCAAAAUCAAAAGCGCAGAAUCCACAACAUUCUUUCAAACCAAAUUUCGUCGCUUAACAACAGCGAUAGUCUUGUUUUGAAUGAGCAGGCGUCGGAGCAGCCGCCGAGUGAGGAGACUAGCUACGCACGCGCCGAAGGUGCCAGGCGACCUGCUACGCGGCCACAAAAGAGACCGUCGGCUGCACAGAACAAGUCAAGCAAUAACAGCUUCAUCCAGCUUCUCACAGGGGAUGCCGUUAGCGACGCGGCAACUGCCAUGAGCGCGCAGUCAAGACUACGUCAACAAAUCGCACAAACACAUGUUAUGAAAUGUCUAGGAGGAUUUAAGUACCUGGAAGGAAACGCCUUCGACAACUUCGUCGUUGCUACGCUGCCGCGGUUCGACGCACAAAAUAACUUCAAAAGCACCUAG